Messenger RNA from Ziziphus jujuba (common jujube), 1273 nucleotides. RefSeq lists its product as uncharacterized. Gene Ontology annotation, molecular function: S-adenosylmethionine-dependent methyltransferase activity. Lineage: Eukaryota; Viridiplantae; Streptophyta; Magnoliopsida; Rosales; Rhamnaceae. The transcript has 2 exons. Bases 119 to 1000 code for a protein of 293 amino acids. The record is from RefSeq and is a predicted model, not a curated record.
AAUAGAAAAAUCAAAUAAACAAAAAGAAAUUGACAAAACAGUAAAAUAAAAUAAACCUAAUAUUAAACAAACUGCUUCCCGACUUCCAAAGUUUCCUGCAUUAAAUAUACCUUGGUCGAUGUAUAUCAUAAAUUCAAGAUUAUUGGCUCUCCACUUUGCCCAUUGUACCAAAUUAAUCAAAAGGAAAAAGAAAAAGAAUCAAACGAGAGGUGAGAAAAUGGCAGGUUUGUUUGAGAAGCAAGCAGAUGAUUAUCUGAACGCUCGGCCAACAUACCCAAAAGAAUGGUACUCCAAGCUAGCUGCCCUCACUCCUCGCCGGAACUUGGCUUGGGACGUCGGCACCGGCAACGGUCAAGCCGCUAUUGGUGUGGCCGAGCACUUCGACCAAGUGAUUGGAACUGAUUUGAGUGAGGCCCAGUUACAGCGAGCCAUUCCACAUCCAAGGGUCCGAUACAUACACACUCCACUAACCUUGACAGAAAACGACAUCGUUUCGAAAGUUGGUGGCGAAGAUUCAGUUGACUUGGUUACCGUAGCCCAAGCGGUGCACUGGUUUGACCUCCCAAGCUUCUAUUCACUUGUCUCACGUGUCCUUCACAAACCAGGAGGUCUAUUUGCCGUUUGGUGCUACAACGACAUCGAAGUGAGCCCCGCAUUUGAUCCAAUAAUGAAGAAAUUUCAUGAUACGACGAUGCCAUUUUGGGACCCAAAUGUCAAGUAUGUAUUUGAUGGGUACAAAACGCUGCCGUUUCCUUUUGAGAGUGUGGGUUUGGGAUCUGAGGGAGACCCAUUGGCUUUGGACAUUCCCAAGGAGCUUUCUUUUGAAGGGUUUUUGAGGAUGGUAGGGUCAUGGUCGGCUGUGACUACGGCAAAGGAUCAAGGUGUGGAUUUGUUGAAUGGGAAAAUGGUGAAAGAGUUUGAGAAUGCUUGGGGUGGGUCUAAUUUGGUCAGAUCUGUUGCCUACAAGGCUUUUAUGCUUGCUGGGAAAGUUAGGCUCUAAGUCUUUUUUCUUUUUUUUUUUUGGGGUUUCAAUUUUCAGGAUAAGCUUUUUAAAUUUGUCAUUGCGGAUAGCUUAAUGGUAAAUCUACUGUUUUAUGAUAAUUUAACAAUUUCUAAUUCAAACCUCUAUUUGACCAACUGAAAAUAAAAGUUUGUUAAAUUUCACAGCUAGAAAUGUUGGUAUCGGCUAGACCACCCCUCGUACAAUGCAAUGCAGCGAUAACAACAAUUAUUGCUAUAUAUGUAUUUAUAUAUAUCUUCAUCAUUGUUUAGA